AUGUCGGAGAACAUCCUCUUCGAGAACAGCUUCAAGAUCACCGACCUCAACGACACCAAAUAUGACAGAGUCUCGCGCAUCAAGGCCUACAGCGAGGGCGAGCAGGAAGUCCUUCUGACCCUCGACGUCAACACCGAACUGUACCCUCUCAAUGUCGACGACCGCAUGACGGUCGCGCUGGCCCUGUCGCUGAAUCUCGACGGCAGCAAGGAUGACGGGAAAGGGUGGAGGGAAAUCGGGAGGGGAGAACAGACGCUGGCUGACGAAUUCGACUAUGUCUGCCACGGGAAAAUCUACAGGUUCGAGGAAGGCAGCGGCGACAACAUUAAGCUAUAUGUCUCCUUCGGCGGCCUACUACUCUAUAUGGACGGGCCCUACGCACUGCUCAACGCACUGAGAAUCGACUAUGUGUACCUGUUGAUGAAGAAAUGA
Molecule: messenger RNA, 432 nt
Organism: Cladophialophora immunda
Lineage: Eukaryota; Fungi; Ascomycota; Eurotiomycetes; Chaetothyriales; Herpotrichiellaceae
Exons: 2
Coding region: 1-432 (143 amino acids)
Biological process (GO): DNA-templated transcription
Cellular component (GO): RNA polymerase III complex; RNA polymerase II, core complex; RNA polymerase I complex
Molecular function (GO): DNA-directed RNA polymerase activity
Source: RefSeq, a predicted model, not a curated record